GGAUUUAACAUGCGAAGCCUCCUCUUAUCGGUGGGGCAGCAGCAACGCGGUGUGCGAGCAUUGUUGGCACAGGUGUCGCAGCUGUCUCAAUACCUCCUCCUCCUCCUCCUCCUCCUCUACCUCAUUCUCCCACUCGCUGCUCUCCCCCUUCCCGACGCCACUGUAACGUCUACCUUUCGCGUGAACCCAACCGCCUUGUCGUCCUUCCCCCAUUACAAGCACGUUCCCGCCGGCGCUCCUCCCGCCCACUCGCUCCUCCAGCAGCUCCGUGCUGCGCCACAUGGGUUCCAGCGGCUCCAAAAUGCGGACCACGUGUCAGCACCCGCUCGCAUGCAGACUGCAUCGUCCUUAGCAUCAGCGGCGGAGAAACAAAAUCCAUCAAAAAUUCCAUCGGCUGAAGCUUCCGCGGCUGCCUCCGCUUCCGCGCUUUCCGGAGAGCCCCCGACCCCGUUUCCGCCUGCGCCGCGGCCGUGGCCGGAGCAGUUCCACGCGGUGCUAUUCCAGAACCGCAGCGGGCGGCUGGCGCUGACGGAGCUGUGGUACGACUGGCCGGGCGGACGCAACCUGAACGCCAUCCGCCCGCAGCUGUCGGCGGGCACGCUCAUGGACGUGGAGUGGAGCAACGGCACGAGCUUCUACUACAACCUGCAGGAGCGGUCGUGCAAGGUGAUCACGUUCCCUGUGGGCAUCCUGCGGCCGGACUGGCUGGUGGGGGCGGUGCUGGUGAGGGAGGGUGAGGUGGUGGACGGCAAGUUCCGUUGCCGUGUGUGGACCAAGGCCGACUUCAUUCUUUACUAUGAGGACAUGGAGACUGGUUUUCCACACCAGCAAUUUGCUUUCAUUAAAGCCCGAGUGACUACACUGAAGAAUUUUCUGAUGCAACUCGCUGAAGCCCAUCAUCCCAUGCCACGCUCAUGUUUUUUUCAAGGCCUUGAGAAAGCUUCCUUUGGUGCACAGAUUUUGUGCGCGGCGCGCACAUCCACACCUGUUGCUCGGCUGGCAGACGGGGUCACCACCAAACCCGUUCGUGUCCUCCCAUUAUGUCUGUUACCCUACACUGCUCUUCAACGUUCCAGUGACGCGGAGGGAGACGCGGCUGAUACCGACGACAGGCCGUCAUGUAGCACACCCCCUGCGACUGGGCUUCAGUUUCUGCGCGGUGGGCGUAAUGUUUACGUUUGCGAUGAAGAGGCGUUGGGGGAUGGCGGUACCGAAUGGAUGAGUGACGCUACAGAGUCAGACGGUGUUGAGGAGUGGGUCGCCUCGCCGCGAGCAGAGGUUCCUGCAGAGCCGGCUGCGACGGUUGCAACGCAGGUUGUCGAUGCAGCCACUCCUGAGUCGACCGGUUCAAUCGCUCUGAAGAAGCGACGAUUUACGCAGCAGGUUCUGCAGUGGGGAACACCGCCGCAGAAGCCUGUCGCUCCACCUCCCCGUCCUGCCCCACCCCCCAUUCGUCCCCUUUCAGACGAGGAGAAGAAGGAGAAGGCGUACCUGAAGGCGCAGAAGAGCUACACGUCUGAUUGGCUACCGAAGUUUGACUGGCUGAUUCUGGACAGGACGCCAGAGGGUGACCCGUGUCUGCGAUGCAGUGUCUGCAUGGAGCAUGGGAAGGACAACGCGCGUUACGGUCGCAAUGGCGCUGGCGGACGUGAUCUGCAGAUCGGGUCGAUGCGGUGGCACGAGAACAACGCGAAGCACGAGGACGCGUGA
Molecule: messenger RNA, 1710 nt
Organism: Closterium sp. Yama58-4
Lineage: Eukaryota; Viridiplantae; Streptophyta; Zygnematophyceae; Desmidiales; Closteriaceae
Source: the annotation of a GenBank genome assembly